CCUACUUGAGUAUGGUUUGACAGGAGCCGGCAUACUAACGAUAAGCUUAAGGUUGAAAGACCCUGAAAGGACGUGAGCUCGGAUCAACUCAACCCAGAAGACCCUUUUCCUCUGACUGACGUCAAACUGUCCCGACUGGAAGGUAACAUCAUGGCUCGGUUAGAAAUCGAAAAUUUUUCUCAUGUGUGUUGCGCCCAAGAUAGCUGGCGAUGAUGUCAAGGAAAACUGGAACGUCAGACGAGGGUCAGCCUUUAGUCAGCCAGCAAAUGCCAGUCACAGCAUACGGACGUGACGACACGUGAAGAUCGUGAUGAAGCGAGCAGCAUUGCCACCAAGGUACCACAUGAGCCACUUGGAGCCACCAGAUUCCUCCGGCAGUCCCGUAAAGUCACUAAGGCAGCAUCGACCACUCUGAGUGGUUCAUGAAGUCUAGACCGGAGACGUGCGGCGAGGAUUCGAAUAUUCGCCUCUGUUCCUCGGUGGAUUUCUUUUCAUCAUCGAAGAGGGUCCGAUGCAACAGAACGGGUCUAGUCUUCCGGCCCUAUCCUGCCACUAGACUGGAAGGGGAAGGCUUAUCGAUAAGCACCACUCCUUCUAAGGCUCUUCCCCCCUCAAGGUGCCCCCCAGGAUCGCGUGGAUCCGCGGGAGCACCGCAAAGGAUCAUACCGAGCAUACGCAACUUGUCACGUCAUGAACGGCAAAACGAGAGGAUGAUGAAGAUGGUGAGGAGACUGAUAAGCAAUGCAAGUGAACUGACUCGUAUGGAUGACUCUCUACUGCAUCAGAUCUUGUCCUUUAUUUCAUGCAUGCCCUCCCCCCAAAAUUUAUUGUCUUUUGGUAUUACUUUUUACUACUCACAAUCCACGAUCACGACUCCCACAUUACUACAUUCUACUACCAGUAUUACUCCUCGCCUGACACAAACAUCGCUUGGCUAUAGAUCACCUAUCCCUGUCACUCCUACCACCCACUGCUCCUGGUUACUCGACUCCUGUGACUGCGGGUUAAAACAAAUCAAUUCAAGGUUCACAGUCUAUUGAACUAUACGAACGGCCACGACUUCACCGCUUGCCCCACAUCCAUUUUGAGUUGUGGGUUACAUACUAUAACGCAGGUAGUCACUAGUAUUCCAUACUAUUAGGUGCCUACAUACAUUUAUAGGC
This is a messenger RNA of Aspergillus saccharolyticus JOP 1030-1, 1163 nucleotides long. RefSeq lists its product as uncharacterized. Bases 423 to 1040 code for a protein of 205 amino acids. The transcript has a single exon. The record is from RefSeq and is a predicted model, not a curated record. Lineage: Eukaryota; Fungi; Ascomycota; Eurotiomycetes; Eurotiales; Aspergillaceae.